Molecule: messenger RNA, 1587 nt
Organism: Perca flavescens (yellow perch)
Lineage: Eukaryota; Metazoa; Chordata; Actinopteri; Perciformes; Percidae
Product: solute carrier family 2, facilitated glucose transporter member 1
Exons: 10
Coding region: 1-1587 (528 amino acids)
Biological process (GO): dehydroascorbic acid transport; response to insulin
Cellular component (GO): apical plasma membrane; basolateral plasma membrane; plasma membrane
Molecular function (GO): D-glucose transmembrane transporter activity
Source: RefSeq, a predicted model, not a curated record
AUGGCGUCACAAAAGCAGGUGACAGGUUAUCUCCUGUUCUCUCUCGGCACCGCCGUCAUCGGCUCUCUGCAGUUUGGUUACAACACAGGAGUCAUCAAUGCCCCCGAACAGAAACUACGAUCUUUCUUCAACGAUACCUGGGUUGAGCGGUAUGGCAAGCCCAUCAGCCCGGGGGUGUGUACCAUCGUCUGGAGCAUCGCCGUCGCCAUCUUCAGUGUCGGCGGCAUGGUGGGCUCCUUCAGCGUAGGCGUCAUGGCCAACCGAUUUGGCAGGCGCCGCUCCAUGUUCCUGGUGAACUCUCUGGCGGUGAUCGGCGGCCUCCUCAUGGGCUUCUCCACCAUCUGCUCCUCCUAUGAGAUGGUGAUCGCCGGUCGCCUGGUCAUCGGCCUGUUCUGCGGCCUCUUUACCGGCCUGACUCCCAUGUAUGUGGGCGAGGUGUCGCCCACUCCCCUCCGAGGCGCCUUCGGCACUCUUCACCAGCUCGGUGUGGUGGUGGGCAUCCUGAUCGCUCAGAUCUUUGGCCUGGAGGCUCUGCUGGGCUCAGCCAAGAUGUGGCCCCUGCUGCUGGCCCUCACCGUGGCCCCUGCUGUGCUGCAGUGCAUCCUGCUUCCCUUUUGUCCAGAGAGCCCUCGCUUCCUGCUCAUCAACCUGAAAAAGGAGGAGCAGGCACGCAAAGUGCUGGUGCGUCUGCGUGGCAGUGAGGAUGUGAGUAAGGACAUGCAGGAGAUGAAGGAGGAGAGUGCUAAGAUGGCCAUGGAGAAGAAGGUGACCAUCCCCGAGCUGUUCCGCGUCGCGGCGUAUCGUCAGCCCCUCCUCAUCGCCGUCAUGCUGCAGCUCUCCCAGCAGCUGUCGGGGAUCAACGCUGUGUUCUACUACUCGACAGGCAUCUUUGACUCAGCCGGUGUGAAACAGCCCAUCUACGCCACCAUCGGAGCCGGCAUUGUCAACGUCAUCUUCACGGUUGUUUCUCUCUUCCUGGUGGAGAAGGCGGGACGGAGGACUCUGCACCUAGUAGGAUUGGGUGGAAUGGCGAUCAGCGCCGUGCUCAUGACCAUCUCCCUCCUGCUGAAGGACAUUCCCGUUAUGAGCUACAUGGCCAUCGUCGCCGUCAUGCUGUUUGUGGCCAUGUUUGAGAUGGGCCCCGGUCCAAUCCCGUGGUUCAUUGUGGCCGAGCUGUUCUCCCAGGGGCCCCGCCCGGCCGCCAUGGCUGUGGCCGGCUGCUGCAACUGGACGGCCAACUUCCUGGUUGGAAUGAGCUUCCCCAAACUAGUGGAGUGGUGCGGGCCUUGGGUCUUCCUCAUUUUCACCGCCUUCCUCAUCUUCUUUUUCAUCUUCACCUUCAUCAAAGUCCCAGAGACGAGGGGCAAGACCUUCGACGAGAUCGCCCGCGGCUUCGGCGGCGCCCUGCCUACGACCUCCUCGUCUGUGGAGGACCCUCCCGCCAGCGCCGCCACCACACUCCCCGCCUCACCGGUGAAGGAGAAGGUCCCGCUGGUGGCGGCGCCGGCAGCAGCAGCUCCUCCUCCGGCAGCUGAAAACACGCCCCUGGAAGAGAAAUCCCAAUCGACAGCGCAGGAGAGUUUGUAG